Ficedula albicollis (Collared flycatcher) is the source of this 986-nucleotide messenger RNA. It is a transcript of the gene EFHD2, whose product is annotated as EF-hand domain family member D2. The coding region runs from base 68 to 451 and encodes 127 amino acids. Lineage: Eukaryota; Metazoa; Chordata; Aves; Passeriformes; Muscicapidae. The transcript is spliced from 3 exons. Gene Ontology annotation, molecular function: calcium ion binding. The record is from RefSeq and is a predicted model, not a curated record.
GUGAUGUGUCAGGAUUGUGCUGCCAUCCUGCAGGUACGACGCAGGGAAAGACGGCUUCAUUGACCUGAUGGAGCUGAAGCUGAUGAUGGAGAAGCUGGGGGCUCCACAGACACACCUGGGACUGAAGAACAUGAUCAAGGAGGUGGAUGAAGACCUGGACAGCAAGCUCAGCUUUCGAGAGUUCCUGCUGAUCUUCCGGAAGGCGGCGGCGGGUGAGCUGCAGGAGGACAGUGGGCUGCACGCCCUGGCCCGGCUCUCUGAGAUCGACGUCUCCACAGAGGGGGUGAAAGGCGCCAAGAACUUCUUUGAGGCCAAGGCACAGGCCAUCAACGAAGCCAGCAAGUUUGAGGAGGAGAUCAAGGCAGAGCAGGAGGAGAAGAAGAAGCAGGCAGAGGAGCUGAAGCAGAGGAAAGCAGCCUUCAAGGAGCUGCAGUCCAACUUCACGCAGUGACAGGGCCUGGCAGGACUGGUCAGCGGUGCCCAGAGUGGCAGCGCUGCCUGUGCCACGUGCCAGCCGUGCCAGGAGUGAUGCCCAAGCUCUGUGCCACCUGGGCUGCUGGCAGGACCCACCUUGCUGGCAGAGCCCAGUCAGCCCCAGCUCCCCCCUCCCCUCUUGCUGUGGUGUCCGUAGGUGUCGUUCGUGCCCCCCACCUCCCCAGCGUGCCCCCCACCCUGAGCAGCACCCCGUUCUCUGCCCACAGCUGCACUGGGGGCUGCUGCUGCUGCUGAGUCCCAGGGGAGCUGUGUCCAGAGUGUCUGUCCCUGGCACACCUGUGCCCAGACUGUUGUGUGUUGUGAGUGCACUGGGAGCUUUGCAGGAUGGGGGCUUGGACAGGUGGCCGUGGUGGGUGUUGUGGUGGCCAUGCUGGCUCGGUGUCUGUUGGCAUUGCUGUGUGUGACACCAGUGACAAAAGCCAUGGUAAGGGCCAGCUGCUGGUAGAGGGGCUUUGUGUGUGUGUGUGUGUGUGUGUGUGUGUGUGUGUGUG